This is a messenger RNA of Striga asiatica, 951 nucleotides long. Lineage: Eukaryota; Viridiplantae; Streptophyta; Magnoliopsida; Lamiales; Orobanchaceae. The record is from the annotation of a GenBank genome assembly.
AUGUCUCUGUGCACACUCCAAUCCCUGCCUGUAGCUUAUUGUAUUAUUGCAUCUGUUCGAGAAUGGAGUAUUGAUGGAAUUCUUCAACACAUGCAACAUAUAUCAGGCAGAAGUGAGGAUGAAAAUAAAAGCUUGAAGGAAUCUAGCAAACUGAAGGAUAAUGCACUGUCAAAGCAAGAUAUACCGGAGGUAACAGCUGAAGCCAAGAAGAAGGCUGCUGAAGCGAAGGCCAGAGGUGAUGAUGCUUUUAGGAGGAAAGACUUUAUGGCUGCAAUUGAUGCUUAUACACAGUGUCCCUUGAUUUUGCUAUUUGUUACAAUUGACUUGGACCCAACUGAUGCAACAUUGCUUUCUAAUAUUAGUCUUUGUUGGAUACGUCUCGGCCAAGCUGAUCAUGCUUUAGCUGAUGCCAAGCUCUUAGGCCCGAUUGGCCCAAGGCUUGCUAUCGUCAUUAUCAAUUCACUAAUCUCACUUUCGGCUGGUAAUCAAUUGCUGCAGACAAUGGCUGCUGCACAAGUAAACCUUAUCGGCCACAAGGUGUUGACACACAGUGAUAUGUUGAAUCUUGAGAUUCAUAAUGUUCUCCAGCAGCACAUUCAUUUCCACGCCAACCGACAACAACUCGUUUUCGUCACUCCAGCAGGAGACUUCAAUGUGAGGGCGUCACUCAGAAACUCGAAUGAGGCUUUCCUCUGGCGCCAAGGCUGGCUAGCCUGUGCAGAUGCAAAUGGCUGGGAGAAGGAGUCCGAAUCUCCUUUUCAUUUGACCCAAAUGGCGUCGAAAACCGCUUUGUGGUUAUGUUGGCACCUGAGACUCCACCGGGUUCUCCUGUUCAGAAUGAGUAGCGGAAUAAUCUGCUUUUAUGUUUCUUUGCUGAGUACUAUUAAACUCUGUCAUUUGACUUUUGGAAUCCUCAAGAGUAUUUUUGAACUCUGUUGCUAUUUUUGUUGA